UUUUAUAAAACGGACCUUAGACGGACCGACAACAGAAAUAAAUCCAACUGCAUAGGAUAAAAAACAAAUUCAUCUCUUCAUUGUUUUGCGAUCAUUUCUUCGGUUUUUGACAUACUUUUAUCAUAGCUUGGUAUUUCUAGAUUCUGAACAUACACUGUCAACAAAGCGAUGGCUUCUGGGUCCCCGUCGUCCUCUCCGGACACCGCGACGGGCUCUGGUACGGACCCAGCUCGGCCCGACACCGGGGAGCCUCUCGGUGGAGCAGGCUCGGACUCGGACUCAGACCUGGGCGUGGGCAAGUUUGACUGCAGCGUCAUGGCGAUGGAAGACCGACUGGAGGGAGAGGAACUGGAGCAGGAGUUUGAAUCUGCUGCGGAUCGUGUCAAAGAUCUGCUUCAAACAGCUAGUAGAGAUCAGCUGCUCUACCUGUAUGCGCGGUACAAACAGGUCAAAGUGGGCAAAUGCAAUACUUCUAAACCUGGAUUCUUUGACUUUGAAGGACAGAGAAAAUGGCAAGCGUGGAAACAGCUUGGUGACAUGGAUCCUGAGCAGGCUAUGCAGGAGUACAUUUCCCUUGUGAAUGUGCUGGAUCCAGAAGGCACCUCUAAGGAAAGAAGAGGAGCAGAAAAGAGAACAAGCUUUGGAGGAGCAGCAGUCAGCUCGCUAUAUCAGGAGGAAACAAUAAGAGAAGAAGAUAAGAACAUCUUCGACUACUGCAGGGAAAAUAAUAUUGAGCGAAUCAACAAGGCUCUGAGCUCACAGAACGUGGAUGUCAAUACAAAAGAUGAAGAGGGCCGGGCACUCCUACACUGGGCCUGUGACAGAGGACACAAGGAGCUGGUGUCAGUAUUACUGGAACACAAAGCGGACAUCAAUGGCCAGGACAAUGAAGGACAGACUGCACUACACUAUGCUUCCGCAUGUGAGUUUGCCGACAUUGUGGAGCUGCUGCUAAACUCUGGGGCUGACCCUUUUAUCAAAGACAUGGAGGGCUCUCUUCCAGAAGAAGUCACCGAGUCCAGCGCCAUCUCGUCCCUCCUGCGCCAGUAUACUGCCCCCAAAGGCUAGAUCUUCCCUCUUCCUUUUUUAUACCCUAGUGAACUCAUCCAAACCAUUCAUAUCCUCCUCAGAGUUCUUUUUCCCCAAGAGACUAUAUUAUCCCAAUGACUUUACUCCAACAGGUCUGCAGAAGUUUUUUUUUUUUUUUUUAAUCAUUCAGCUUGUUUCUUUUCAUUGAAAGUGCAUAUGACAGGUUAGAUUACUCAUUUCACUAAAACAGUUGACAGAUUUUUUUCAAAAAAUCUUGCCUACUUUUCCUUAGUUUUACCAUUUCUUCACAAACUCCCUCUAGACUGUAAAAUUAUGAUAAAUAUUUACCACAGGCAUUAUUCCUUUAAACAAAGUCCUGUCAUGUACACUUGAAUGGUAGUGUAUUAAACUGUGUAACCUGUAAAUAUCAAGUUGAUUUGAAGGAGUAUUAAUGUCAGGUCUAUUUAAUUCAUUGACAGGAACAGAAACAUUCUCAUAAUCACAAAAAUAUUAAACAGUAUAUUAUAUGGUGAUAUG
Periophthalmus magnuspinnatus is the source of this 1566-nucleotide messenger RNA. It is a transcript of the gene acbd6, whose product is annotated as acyl-CoA binding domain containing 6. Lineage: Eukaryota; Metazoa; Chordata; Actinopteri; Gobiiformes; Gobiidae. The record is from RefSeq and is a predicted model, not a curated record. The transcript has 8 exons. Bases 169 to 1068 code for a protein of 299 amino acids. Gene Ontology annotation, molecular function: protein binding; fatty-acyl-CoA binding.